Molecule: messenger RNA, 4622 nt
Organism: Hippocampus comes (tiger tail seahorse)
Lineage: Eukaryota; Metazoa; Chordata; Actinopteri; Syngnathiformes; Syngnathidae
Gene: bicd1a
Product: bicaudal D homolog 1a
Exons: 10
Coding region: 286-3072 (928 amino acids)
Biological process (GO): positive regulation of receptor-mediated endocytosis; regulation of microtubule cytoskeleton organization; microtubule anchoring at microtubule organizing center
Cellular component (GO): cytosol; Golgi apparatus
Molecular function (GO): cytoskeletal adaptor activity; dynein complex binding; dynein intermediate chain binding
Source: RefSeq, a predicted model, not a curated record
CGUGUUUUCCUGAGUGACCUGGUUUGAAAAGCCCACGACUUCAUCUAUAUGCCGCUACAGUUCUUCUGAUGUCGUGUCUCAUUUUUUAGGGAAGGAAAAUAUAAGAUUUCGACCACAUAUUUUAAUUUUCUGGCCGCUCUCCAGGAAAGGGGGCGUAUAUUCCGCAUCCCCAUCCUCCUCCCGAUCGCCUCUGCGUUGUAGGGAGAGACCGGGAGGAGAACCGCAGACCAACAGGCUGGGUGGGCGGGGGGUGGGGGGACUGAGAAAGCCGGACAGUGAAGGGCGAUGGCGGCCGGUGCGGGAUGCGGAGAGUCCGUGGAUCAAUACCGGGCCGAGGUGGAACGGCUAGCCCGGGAGCUGAUCGAAGCGAACGGGGAGAAGAUUCGGGCUGCGGAGUGCGGGCUGGUGGUCCUGGAGGAAAACCAGGCGCUGAAGAACAAGUGUGCCGAACUGGAGAGCGAGCAGGAGGCUCUGAGGAAGGAGUUGGAACAAUUACAAGAGGCAUUCGGCCAAGCGUACAGCAACCAGCGCAAGGUGGCCGAGGACGGCGAGAGCAAUGAGGAGACGUUGCUGCAGGAGUCUGCCUCCAAGGAGGCAUACUACAUGUCUCGUCUUUUGGAGAUGCAGACAGAGCUGACCUUGAGUCGCUCCGCGGCUUCUAACACCCAGUCAGAGAACGAGGGGCUCAACGCGAUCGUGCUGGAUCUGCGAGAAACGAAUGAAAUGCUGGAGCUCCAGAGAAGUAGGAUGAGGGAAGAGAACAAGGAGUAUAAAUUCAGAGAAACGCGGCUGCUUCAGGAUUACACGGAGCUCGAAGAGGAGAACAUCACCUUGCAGAAAUUGGUCUCAACGCUCAAGCAGAGCCAGGUGGAGUAUGAGGGUCUCAAGCAUGAGAUUAAGGUCCUUGAAGAGGAGACUGUUCUGCUCAACAGCCAACUUGAAGACGCUUUACGUCUGAAAGAAAUCUCUGCUGGGCAACUGGAAGAGGCCCUGGAUGCCCUCAAGAGUGAGCGUGAGCAAAAGAACAAUCUGCGAAAAGAGUUGGCCCAUCACCUCAGCCUGAGUGACAGCGUCUACGGCGUGGGCACCCACAUUGCCCUCACUGUCACUGGCGUCGAAGGCCUCAAGUUCCCGGAGGAGGUCAACGGCAGCGCCGGCGCCAACAGCAGCAACGGCAGCGUUCUUGUCGCUGUCAAUGGCAACAGUGAUGACUGUUGUCGGCACAACGGUCACCUUCAUGCAGGCGCCAUGUUGGCCAAAAUGAAUGGAGACUACCGUGCGGGCAGAAAGAGCGAGGGUACGCACCCGGUACCUGACCUGUUUAGUGAGCUCAACCUGUCGGAGAUGCAGAAGCUCAAACAGCAGCUCAUACAGGUAGAGCGUGAGAAAGCGGCACUGCUCAUGAACCUGCAGGAGUCCCAGACCCAGCUGCAACACACACAAGGCGCACUAACCGACCAGAGUGAGCGAGUCCAUCGCCUCACGGAGCGCGUCAACGCCAUGAAGCAUCUUAAUGGUGGCAAAGGGCUGGAUGACCCUCAAGACAGUGACAAACCUGCCGACGGCACAAUGUCACCUCAAGCUAAUGGUCACUGCGACGUGGACAUAAAUGGGUUUGAGGUCCUGGAGUGUAAAUACAAGGUGGCGGUGACAGAGGUGAUCAACCUGAAAACAGAGCUGAAGGCCUUGAAGGAGAAGUACAGCCAGGCUGCAGAGGGGCAAGCAGAUGCUCACAGUGACGACAGAAUACGCGCACUGGGCGAACAGGUAACCCAUUUGGAGAACAGUUUACGAGAAGGCCGUGAGAGGGCGGUGAGCUUGGAGGCGGAGCUACGUGCUGCUCUGAGCACUGCCGCAGAGAGUCAACUCCUUCUGAACACUGCACAGGACGAGCUGGUGACCUUCAGCGAGGAGCUUGCACAGCUCUACCACCAUGUGUGCCUGUGCAAUAAUGAGACACCCAACCGCGUCAUGCUCGACUAUUACCGGCAGAGUAGAGUCACACGCAACGGCAGCCUCAAAGGCUCUGAAGACCCCCGGGCUUUACUUUCACCCCGCCUGGCUCGACGCCUGGCUGCGAUUUCGGCACCCUGUUCUUCCGAGGCUCAGCGAAGUCCCAUGGACUCCCCGUCCAAAGAUUCCCAACACAGUGACACAACAACCAAUGCAGCGGACUCUCCCAUCCACCACGGUAGCCCCACUCGCAACACCACCAGCUCUCCUGGGACCAGCAUGUCCCCUUGCCCAUCACCGGUGCCCUCCGAGGCAGGGGGAGACCUGCGGAAGGAGCCCAUGAAUAUCUACAACUUGAACGCCAUUAUUAGAGACCAGAUCAAGCACCUGCAGAGGGCUGUUGACCGCUCCCUGCAGCUGUCCAGGCAGAGGGCUGCAGCCAGAGAGCUUGCACCCACGCUCGAUAAAGACAAGGAAUUGUGUCUGGAGGAAAUUCUGAAGCUCAAGUCGCUUCUCAGUACCAAAAGAGAGCAGAUAGCCACACUCAGACUGGUUUUGAAGGCCAACAAACAGACAGCAGAGGUAGCACUGGCCAAUCUGAAGAGCAAGUAUGAAAAUGAAAAGGCGAUGGUGACAGAGACGAUGAUGAAGCUGAGGAACGAGCUGAAGGCCCUCAAAGAAGACGCCGCCACCUUCUCCUCCCUCAGAGCAAUGUUUGCUACCAGAUGUGAUGAAUAUGUUACCCAGCUAGAUGAGAUGCAGAGACAACUUGCAGCAGCGGAGGAUGAAAAGAAGACAUUAAACUCUCUCCUCCGUAUGGCCAUCCAGCAGAAACUGGCCUUGACCCAACGGCUGGAAGAUCUGGAGUUUGACCAUGAGCAGAUCCAUCGUGGUCGCGGCGCUAAAGUGCCCAAGAUAAAAAGCAGCCCACCAAAAUUUCUUGUAGAUUGUCAGCAGCCUGCUGCCUCAAUAUCGUCACUCCCCACACAGCUAAGUCCUAAAUUUCGUGCUGACCUUCAAGAACACAAAACAGUUUUGUCCAGCGGUAGGAGUCGUCUUUUCUCCUCUUUUGACCUUCGUGACUGCCUGACCCACCAUCCCAAGCCACCCGGCACCUAGCCCAGUAAAUGUCGGCUGUCGACUAGGAGCGGUGUUCCUAUGCAGCUCCUUGAAGCCCUACGAAGAUGUCACUGGAUGUUUUGACCCAGAGGUGCUUUCCUGGCCCGCUGAUUCCCUGUGUCACAAGAGACAGGUGCACACAGAUGAGACAAAUCACAUGACUCUUUGCCCCUAUUCGUAUGCAUUCUUAAUAAUGAUGAAUAAUGGUGAUGAUUUAUUUAUUAGAUAUUUAUUCAUAUUGAAAUGGCGUUUUUCUCUUGGCUGGUCAUUCCUCAACUGUGACUGAAUAUUAAAACAAACCCAAAGAACACAGUAUUAAAAGGGAGAUUUUAUCAGUGUUAAAGAAUUUCUUGUGGUGGUCAUGGUGGAAAUUAUAGGAUCAUCCUAACCUCACUAGUCUUUCUUUGGAUGCGUGCGUUUUUAUGCAGUUUUUUUUUUUUUGCAAACAUGAGAUUUUUAUUGCUAGGUUUCUUUUAUUUUAGAGCAGCGUCAAGGGAUGUUACUAUAUCCGUGCUUGGCUCAGUUCUCUUCAGACUGAGUGAGAUGAGUAUGUUUUGAGAUCAGGGCUGCUGGCCUGAGAUUUUGCCUUUUGAGUUGCACAGGUUCAAGUGACCAUGUGGGGACCAGACUGCUUCCUUUAAAAAAAAAAAUGUCAACAGUAAUUUAACAAAGUGUGCCUCUUGACUGUCACCAUUAUUUUUUUUCAUGUCUAACUUAAAACAAGUAAUGUGUCUUCUGAGAGGUCCUCUUGUGUUUUAUGUAGUAAUUAGGGUUACAAAAUCAAUUUAUUAUUUUUUUGUGUGAAAGAAAUGACCUGAAAUAUUCCAAGUUUUACACAGAGUAGUUAUUGGGAAUAUAUGGACAUUAAUUUAAAUUUUGACACAAAUUGUAUCAUGAACUUGAAGAUGAAUUGUCCUCAUUUGCCCUCUUGUAACACAUUGUGAUGAUGAUGAUGGCAAAUUAUCUUUGUUGAAAUGCUUCCUUCAUACAGUAUGCAGUACUGUCCAAGCACAACUGAGCACUAUGCAUCACAGCAAUAUAAAGUACAGUCAAACCCAUCACAAACUCUCUACCUGCAGUAAAACUAUGGUUCCUACUUCCUUCAUCGUGAAGACACUUAAGAGUAGGUUGAAAAGGUUGUUUAAGAAGAAAGUUAUUUCUCACAGUGACAACACCAAACAUAACAGUUCCAAUCUGACAACUGACUGGGAUUGGUUGUCUUUUUAACGUGAGUCCUUGUUUUUAUUAUUUUUGGAACCUCAUGCUUGUUGAGCAUUGAUGUGUCUGAUAUGUCCACUCAAUGCUGAUGUUCUAAUGGGAUACGAAUGAUACAGUUGAACGAAAGCCAGUACAACGUUUGAACAUGCAUCCCCGAACGGACUGUUUGUUUCUUGUUGUAUCUGUGCAUUUCGGAAUAUCUGUACUCCUGCUGGUUCACUUGUGAGCACCGUGUCUUGAUCUGUUUGCACAAUAUAGCAGGCCAGAAGGAGAGAGACUAAAAAUGGUAAACCUGGUUUUAGAAUAAAAAUAGCUGAAUGCUGAAGCUACAA